GAUUCCUCCUACCCUCCCUCGUCUCGUGCGUCGUGUCCAAACCCCAAACCCUCACGCGAAGUCACGCACCCCCGGCGACGGCGAUGGAUCUCCGCCGCCCGCCGCGCUCGACGUCCGGCGGCGUCGAGCCCAAGAUCCGCCAGGUCGGCUUCGUCACCCCUGGCGUUUCGGCCCCGUCCGAGCCGCCCGCCGCCGCCGCCGCGGCGGUAUCACUGCCUGGCGCGGCCGCCGGGUCGCCUCCGGCGUCGGACCUCUCCCCGGGCUCGCUCUCCCCCGUCAUGAUCCCUCCUCCGCGGCACGUGGAUCACCUCUCCCCCGACUCCCCCUCUCCCCCGGCGUCCGACGUCCUCCUCCUCGCGUCCUCGGCGCCUCAGCCUUCCUCCAUGCGCUUCGCCGCUGCAUCCGAGUUCGGAGAGGAGGAUUCGAGGUCCCUGGCCCCUUCCGCGGGGGAGCUAGAAACAAACAAGGGAGAUUUGGCUGAAAUAAGGAAUGAAGAUGCUCCAGCGUCCAUUCCGCAAAAGCAGAAACCUUCUAAAGCAGAGAGGCGUGCUAUUCAGGAGGCUCAGCGUGCUGCGAAAGCUGCUGCGAAGGAGGCAGGUUUAUCAGGAAAGUCAACAGGCGCUGCUUCUGGGGCUAAUCCUGCAACAUCCAAGCAAGCCAAGCCAGCUAAAAUUUCUCAGAAGAAAGAUGUGCCCCAUGCUCCAAGUACAGUUGCUUCUGAGAAGAAGGUUACUGAACGCCAACCAGAGAGAGAUAGAAAAAAAGAUGUUCCUCAUCCGAGAAUGCAGUUUGAUGAUGUGCAUCGGGUGGAGAAAGCAAAAAAACGUGCAAUUGUCAACCAAUCAGAGGCUCGAAACAGAGUUGAAUUGUUUAGGCAUCUGCCACAGUACGUCCAUGGCACUCAACUUCCUGACCUCGAGUCAAAAUUCUUUCAGCUGGAACCAAUUCAUCCUUCUGUGUACAAGGUCGGUCUCCAAUAUUUGUCUGGUGAGGUAUCUGGUGGCAAUGGUCGUUGCAUAGCAAUGCUUCUUGCGUUCAGAGAGGCAAUAAAAGAUUACUCCACACCGCCAAAUAAAACUCUCAGCAGAGACCUUACUGCAAAAGUCAGUAGUUAUGUGUCAUUUUUUAUCGAGUGCCGUCCACUCUCAAUUAGCAUGGGCAAUGCUAUCAGGUUCCUGAAAAACAGGAUUGCCAAGCUACCAAUUACAUUGUCGGAGUCAGAAGCCAAGGCCAGUCUUCAGUCUGAUAUUGAUCGUUUUAUUAAUGAGAAGAUAGUUGUUGCAGAUCAGGUUAUUGUCAGUCAUGCCAUCACAAAAGUCAGAGACGAUGAUGUCUUGCUAACAUAUGGGUCAUCAUCAGUUGUUGAAAUGAUUUUGGAGCAUGCUCAUGAACUUGGUAGGAAGUUCCGUGUUAUAGUGGUGGAUUCUCGUCCCAAGCUCGAGGGGCAAGGAUUACUGCGUAGAUUAGUGGCAAAGGGCAUUAACUGCACAUAUACUCAUAUAAAUGCAGUUUCAUACAUCAUGCAUGAAGUUACAAGAGUCUUCUUGGGUGCAUCCUCAAUAUUAUCAAAUGGAACAGUUUAUUCCCGAGUUGGCACAGCAUCCGUGGCUAUGGUGGCACAUGCAUUUGGAAUUCCUGUUUUGGUUUGCUGCGAGGCAUACAAAUUUCAUGAGAGGGUGCAACUUGAUUCUAUAUGCGCUAAUGAGCUUGGUGAUCCAGAUGUGAUUUCGAAAAUUCCUGGGAGGGCAGACUUGGGCGAUCUUAAGAACUGGGCUGACAACGAGAAUCUCCAACUGUUAAAUCUCACGUAUGAUGCAACCCCUUCUGAUUAUGUGUCGAUGAUCAUAACGGAUUAUGGAAUGCUUCCACCUACAAGUGUGCCGGUCAUCGUGAGAGAGUACCGCAAGGAGCAGCUGUGGGUAUAGAUCUACUUGCAGUGUGAUCGCAGUUUUGGCAACUGUUGCUGCCUAGGUGCAGCAUGAGUGGACAUAUACAACUUGUAUGUUUUUGAGAUGUGGGCUGUCAAACCUCUUUGCCGACUUACCGUUUUGUCUACUCAAAAUGGUCGUCUAGUUUUGUCACCUGUGAUUUCAUGGAAAUGCAUUUGAUUUGAAGUUUC
This is a messenger RNA of Triticum aestivum (bread wheat), 2119 nucleotides long. Its product is annotated as translation initiation factor eIF-2B subunit delta. The transcript is spliced from 7 exons. The record is from RefSeq and is a predicted model, not a curated record. Lineage: Eukaryota; Viridiplantae; Streptophyta; Magnoliopsida; Poales; Poaceae. The coding region runs from base 84 to 1925 and encodes 613 amino acids.